Messenger RNA from Cyphomyrmex costatus, 864 nucleotides. RefSeq lists its product as uncharacterized. The record is from RefSeq and is a predicted model, not a curated record. The transcript has 3 exons. The coding region runs from base 78 to 776 and encodes 232 amino acids. NCBI's taxonomy places the organism in Eukaryota, Metazoa, Arthropoda, Insecta, Hymenoptera, Formicidae.
AAGAGUCCGAGCAAGAACUGGAGAGCGAGCCGCAAUCAAGACAUUCGCGACAGGAAAAGAGGAAGUAUCACUAUACAAUGAGAUUGACGUUGACGCUUUUUUUAUUGACUAUCUCGCUAAGCUUAAGCAGUGCGAGAAGUCGACAACGCACAAGCAUAUUAAAUUCCGAUCGAUUAUCAAUCAAUCAACCAGAUUACACACAAUCAGACAAAUCCUUGGAUGAUGAAAGAGACAUCAAGCGAGUGCAAAUCUAUAAUCAAAUUGGAUUGGAUGGUAAAGUGCGAAGGAUUCAUUUGGAUUCUAAUGAAGAGAAUAAACCAGGCAUUCGCGCAUAUGGUUUACCGAGAAAACAUUUUCAAGAUAACGGUAUUAUCGAGAGAUUGCAUCUUGGAGAAGAUCGCAUAGAUGAUACCUUAAAAAGUGGUCGAUUAGUUGAAGCUUACGGAAUACCGAAGAAUAAAAUGGAGACCAACGGUUUUAUAGAAAGAUUGCCAUUAUCAAGCACUGGUCAUCAAGUUGCUAAAUUAGAUUCAAGAAAUGAAAAUAUUAGAAUAAGGAGAUCUAUUCGUACGGGAUUCGAGAACAAGGUCGAAAAGAAGGUCGCUAGCGAGGCGGAAGAUAUGCAGACACAAGAUUCUAAGGUUUUCAGACCGCUUUUCGUCUACAGACAACAAGUAGCUGCUAGGGAAAGACGGAAGCACGCGAGGAAUGUAGUACAUAGACAUCACGGACAUACGACGCAUCAACCUUGCUACCAUCAUCGAAUGAUCCACUGAUUUUAUUACAAUAAGAAUAUCAUAAAUAUGUAUUCCUCAUUCUACAGAAACUAAACUAAUUAGAUUUAAUUUAAUACCUACAUUUAUA